AUGAAGGAAAUGAAGGACUCUGAAAGCGGCGUUGCGCCCCAGCAGAAGAUGAAUGCUGUCCAAAAGAUCAAGGAAUAUUUCCUCGAUUUCAAGAUCCUCACGGGCGCUGCUAUGGCCCUUUGCCUGCUGUCUGCAGUUCUCGCGGUUACUCUCCUGGCCGCUCACUGUGAGAAACUCUACCAGUCUCAGGGAGGUUUUGCUGUUGCGGCUGGAGAGGCCCUUCCCAUUGUCAAUCAGAAGCUCGACCGUCGUGGUGUGGAUUGCAACGAAACCGAACUCGUCAUGUCUGGUGCCUCUGCUCAGGUUGUCACCUACAUUCUUGAUGAUGGCUCCAUCGCUGCGGUGACUCAGGAAUCUGGACCCAACCCUACGGUUUCUGUCACCAGCAUCCCAAUCUCCACUCAAACGGCCACCUCUACCAUUUACACCAUCAUCACUCCGUCCCAGCCGGCUGUUGUUACUGAAACUACAACCAUGACCACGUCCAUCCUCACUUCAGAGGCUCCAGUGUGCUCAGCCAACACCACAGUCACCGUGACCAUAACCGUUGUGCCCACUCCCAACAACCCCUGGGCUUCCAGCUCGGUCCUCGGCGACGUUACCGUGACUGCUGGUGCAUCGACAGUCACCAACAUCAACACUGAUAUAUCCUACACCAGUGGGCUUCCGGAUGCCACCAUCUCUGGGAACCCAAUGACUGUGACCGACGUUGAUGUUUCCGUCACCGGCCUGCCAGAUGUGACUAUCUCUGGAAACCCGUCCACUGUGACCAAUGUCCUUACAGACAUCUCUCUCACCAGCGGUCUUCCAGAUGCGACUGUCUCUGGCAACCCAUCGACCGUCACAGCAGUUCAGACCAGCUACUCUCAGCCCGUAGAACCCGUCACCUCCUUCGUCACAGUCGUCAUCUCCGAUCUCUGGAGUUCUACGGUAAUCAGUUCCGCCACCCCGGAUCUUGUGACUGUCACUGCUGUCUCCACCAUCAAGACAACGGUCACCACCAUCGGCGUUGCUCCCUCUCCCAUCAUCGUCACUGUCACAAACGCUUACUCCGAGCCCACAAAGAGUAUCUCAACCGACUACGCCGACAGCUCCAAAGCUGGCGCUCAGACAUCCCGUCAGAGCACUCUCACUGAGACCAUCACUUCGCCGAGUAGCCAGCUAGCCACAACCACGACUACCGUCUUCAUACCACCAGUCUUCUCCAGCUACAACGGCAGUGCGAGCAGCAUCCCAGCUGGCACCGCAACAGGCGGCAUUGUCCCCACCAUCCCCGUUGUUGUUUCCAGCAGCAACAAGGGCAUGGAGCCGCAUAGCCACGCUCUUUGCUGCCUUAUCGUGGUGAUUGUGACUGGCAUCACAACGGAAUCUUUUGCAGGGAACUGGAUGAAAUAUGGCCGGCUGGCCAACGAAUAG
Molecule: messenger RNA, 1416 nt
Organism: Trichoderma virens Gv29-8
Lineage: Eukaryota; Fungi; Ascomycota; Sordariomycetes; Hypocreales; Hypocreaceae
Exons: 4
Coding region: 1-1416 (471 amino acids)
Source: RefSeq, a predicted model, not a curated record